Oldenlandia corymbosa var. corymbosa is the source of this 414-nucleotide messenger RNA. The record is from the annotation of a GenBank genome assembly. NCBI's taxonomy places the organism in Eukaryota, Viridiplantae, Streptophyta, Magnoliopsida, Gentianales, Rubiaceae.
AUGUCUCCUUCUUUGGCUAUCAAAGGUAACAAUGUUGAUCAUGAGAGCAACCCUGAAAUAGUAGAGAAAUGGUUCCAUGACCACAUUCAGCAUCAUGCAAAACCUAAGCUCACCAAACUCCAUUUCUUUGUCCAUGACAACGUUACCGCCGACAAUCCUACAUCCGUUCUUAUAGCCCCAGCCAACACCGACAAUUUUGCGUCUAUCGCUUUCGGUUCAACCUACGCUAUGGAUGCUCCGAUCACUGUGGAUUCAGAUCCGAGUUCCAAACUCAUUGGUCGAGCACAAGGCACGUUUACCUUUGCAGGUCAAGCUGAACCUGUCUCAUCUAUGGUUAUCAAUUUGGUGUUCACGGAAGGAGAUUUCAAGGGCAGUUCUCUAAGCAUUCUAGGGAAUAAACCCAAUAUCUCAUGA